AGAAAAGACUAAAGAAACAAGGAAACGAAAAAAGAUAAUACGAAAAAAAUGUCGGAGAAUGGAGAGGAAGAAUCGAGUGCGGCUGCUGGUUCCACAACGUUCGAACUUCCCGAGGAAGUUCUUCAAAUCCUACCGUCCGAUCCGUUCGAGCAACUCGACGUGGCCCGCAAGAUCACGUCCAUUGCCCUCUCGACACGUGUCACAGCCCUCCAAUCGGAGUCGUCGGAUCUCCGGGAGAAGCUCGCCGAGAGAGACGGAGCACUCGCCGAGCUCCGGUCUCAGGUCGAGUCGCUCGAAGCUUCUCUCUCCGACGCCUUCGAGAAGCUCUCUCGAGCUGACAGGGAAAAGGAAAGUUUGCUGAGGGAGAACGCUUCACUGUCGAGUACCGUGAGGAAACUGCAGAGAGAUGUGUCAAAGCUCGAGGCAUUCAGGAAGACGCUUAUGCAGUCUCUCCAUGACGACGAAGAAAACGCAGGAGCAACUCAGAUCAUUGCCAAACCAACCCCUAACGACGAUGAUUCUCCAUUGCCACCGUCAAGACAUUCUUCGAUGCGUUCUCAGGCUUCCGAAGCAGUUGAUUCGGCCUCAAAUGACAACGAGACUGACGUGCCUAAACCCGCGUUACCGAGCAGUUUCCCGUUAGUAUCACAGAACAGUACACCACGGCUUACGCCUCAUGGGUCUCCACCGACCUUAUCGGCUUCCGCUACACCGACGAGGACAUCGAGGCCUUUGUCUCCAAAACGUCACGCCAUGUCAUUCUCCACCUCGAGAGGCAUGUACGAUGACAGAUCCUCUUUCUCAGAAGGUGGUUCUCAGACAGGGCGAACUCGGGUUGAUGGGAAAGAAUUCUUCCGUCAAGUCAGGAGCCGUUUGACCUACGAGCAGUUUGGUGCAUUUCUAGCCAACGUGAAGGAACUCAACGCCCACAAACAAACCCGACAAGAGACGCUGGCGAAGGCGGAAGAGAUUUUCGGACCAGAAAACAAGGAUCUUUACCUUGUCUUCGAGGGUUUGAUCACUCGUAACGUUCAUUGACUUUUCUCCCCUCUCUUCCCUCUCUUCCUUUGGUCGUAUACCUACGUACUCUUUACCCUUGUUGUAAUUAUGCUAAUUACUCUCUCCGUUGUAUUUUUCCAUUUGAAUAAACUUUAUUAUCUUAACGUAGAUUAAAUUAUA
Messenger RNA from Tarenaya hassleriana, 1179 nucleotides. RefSeq lists its product as uncharacterized. The transcript has 9 exons. Bases 49 to 1038 code for a protein of 329 amino acids. Lineage: Eukaryota; Viridiplantae; Streptophyta; Magnoliopsida; Brassicales; Cleomaceae. The record is from RefSeq and is a predicted model, not a curated record.